This is a messenger RNA of Styela clava, 1441 nucleotides long. The record is from RefSeq and is a predicted model, not a curated record. Lineage: Eukaryota; Metazoa; Chordata; Ascidiacea; Stolidobranchia; Styelidae.
CUGAGAAGAUAUACCUGUAAAUCAGCUGUUUUGAUUAAGAUUAUUGGCUAGUAGACUAUUAUAAAAAUAUAUAAAUUCGCUGUCUGGUCGUUGAUAAAGUAUUGCUGUAUUAUGACAACUCGAGUACUAUCAUAUGCGGAAAAGGCAAGCCAAGAAAAAGAUAAAAGAGAAAGAAAUACAUUGGAUCGAUCUAAAUGCAUGUCGUUGAAAUUUGAUGAAACAUGUUAUCCAAAUGGACUUAGAAGGCAAGAUAUUUGGACUUUAUUUGAGGAUGUAGGAAUAGAAUUUUCUACAGUAGAUGGGUUUCUAAUUAGAUUGAAAACUAUAGUUGAUAUUACAUACAAAUCAAGAAAAACAGCCAUAGAAGUAGACCAAAAAUUAUGGAAUAUGAAAAAAGGGGGCAGAAGAGAUUUACCCAUGCAUAGGCUGUAUAUAGCGGAAAACAUUCCUAUAACUAUACAUGGAGUACCUUUCCCAAUGAAAGAUGAAGCAAUAAAAGAACAUUUUGAAGAAAACUAUGGAAAAAUUACAAAUAAAAUAGAACAAUUAACAGAUGACAAAGGCAUGAAAAAUGGAAUGAGAAGAAUUUUCUUGAAAACCUCAGACAUAAUCAAUAAUCCAGUUAAAAGUUAUAUAAAAAUCAAAGGGCAUACUCUAUUUGUUAAAUACUGGAACCAAAAACCUACUUGCAGAAUUUGUGGCAGCGAAGACCAUUUGAUGGAGAAAUGUGAAAGGUAUAUACCAAGAAAUGAAAGAAUUGAAGUUAAAAGAAGAGAAACUAAAGAAACAAUGGUUGAAAAACCAGAAAUAUCAGGACAAACAACAGUGAAUGAAACAAGCAAUGAAUAUGAAACGACAGACCAAGAUAUUACAAUUUUGAAAAGUAAAGAAUUAGUAACAUUUAAAAACCCAAGAUUAAACAUAAAAGAUAAACCAAUGAAUAAGAAAACAUCAGAUGGAUCUGGGAGCAUAGAAAACGAAAAAGAUGAAAAUAUUCAAAGUACUCCAGCAAAUUACAUCGUAAUCACAAAUGAUGAAAAUGGCGACAGUGAAACAAAAUUCAGAUCUGAAUUAUUUGGUAACUUAUCAGAAAUCAGUGCAGAAGAUAGUGAUAAAGAAAUUAGAGAUGUUUCUGUAAAUACAGAAUCACAACAAGAUAUUAUGCCAUUGGAUGCUUCUAAAAAUAACGAUGAAGAAAGCAAAAAAGAAUCCAGUGUAGGAAGCACCAUAGAAUAUAUAAAAACAAUAAACAUUGACAUAAAUAAAGAUAGCGUAACUAAAAAUUCGGAUGAAAAUAGUACUAAGUCGCCUAAAAGUCAAAGUCCAAAAAAGAAGAAAAAAAGACUAAAAAGUCGAACAAUGACACUUGAACAAGCAAGAAAAUUUAUAGACGAAGAAAUGGAUACAGAUUGAUAUUCAUUGUUAAACACAAAUUGUUAAA